Messenger RNA from Xylaria bambusicola, 1503 nucleotides. RefSeq lists its product as uncharacterized. NCBI's taxonomy places the organism in Eukaryota, Fungi, Ascomycota, Sordariomycetes, Xylariales, Xylariaceae. The coding region runs from base 125 to 1375 and encodes 416 amino acids. The record is from RefSeq and is a predicted model, not a curated record. The transcript has a single exon.
GCCAUCAGCUGUGACUGUAUGUCAAGUAACACGCUUGUUCACCUGAAAUUCGUGACUUUAUUGUUGAUAAAAUCUUUUCCAUCUUCACAUAGCAAGAUUUUCUUGAUUGAGAUCAAAUAGAGCAAUGGGUUCGAACCCAAGUUUAGUGCCCUUCGGUCUUCAAGACUUGCCUACCGAUAUCAGCCCCCCGAUAACCUCCAACAGCGUCGCGAAUUUUGAUCCAGAAACGAUCAAGAAAGAUGCACUGGACACCCGAAUUGUAGUUCACCAUCGCUUUCCCGAGCUCGUGCAGCGCUUCCUCGAGCACAAGAGGCUCCAUGGUAGCAGCAUAGAGAAAGCACUCUACCAUGACGGCUGGACCUGGCAGCAGCAGAUUUCCCGUUUUAUAGAGAAACGGAGCCUGGUGUUCAUGGGCGGGAGGGACUUCACCGUGGUGAGGAACGGAGAACAGAUCGGUGGCGCGUACAAGGAAUGGGACCGCAUCGGAACUGAAAGAGAGAGCGAAAACGAGUAUCUUUUUCUGAAGGAUUACCUUAGCUACGAUGAGAUUAUGCUGGGCAGCUUGCUAGGCGUCAGCAGCCCUAGUUACUUCGUCAACGACGGGAGUCGCAACAACAUGGGCCGUCCGGGUAAGGCGGGUGAGUUCGAACCGCGCGGGGUAAUCAUCGGGCUUGUUGGGGCUCGUUUUGAAAGACCCGAUCGGAUGGAUUUCGCGCUCUUAUUACGAGAUGCCCAGAAUCCCAGGAUGCAUCCUGAGCUCAAGGGCUUAUUCUACGAUUUCUUCGGCAGAAGAAGAAAAGACCCGCAGGCGAUAUUUGAUGAAGAAAUGUACAAGGCGAGAAUCCGGAUCAGCGCUGACAUCCUAUUCUUUGAAGCGAGUCGGAGAGCGAGAGCCGCGGGGAAAAAGGCGCACGUUUACGUGGUUGGCUUAGGUCUUGGGGUUUGGGCUCUACACGGCAUGGGCAACCAGUCGUUACUCUACGUCGAGGCAUUUAUGGAGUCUCUAGAGCAGCUCGGCGACAGCCUUUCUUAUAUUGGCACUGUAGAGUUUGCUUGGAUCGAUAAAGUCCUGGGUUUCGAGCAGCGUUCGAUGUCCGUUGGUGCUCUCCAAACGAAUAUCGAUGUGAGGUUCACACGCCGUAACCCGGCAGAGAAACUUCAUGGCGCUGAUGAAAACAACCUCCUUGUUUUGAGCUAUGCUUGGGAUGGAAACGCCUUUCCUGGUAAUGAGUACUGGGUCGGUUCUCUUACAGCCUCGGGAGACCCUGCAGCAGCUUGUAUGUCGACGAUCAGCGAACUUCAUAAUCCUUUGGUGAAUCCUGGAUUUCUUGAGCGCAUAGAGGUUCUUGGCGAGAUGCCGCUCGUUUCAGCUUAGCAAACAUGAAGACGUUUUUGAAUAUUCUUAGUUCAACGUUAAAAGCGUCUAGACAGAACGGCUUUUAAGAGAACUGCAUAUGUUCUGAGACUAUAGCUUUCACGAGUUUUCAUUUUGAUGAGUUGAUG